Messenger RNA from Penicillium verhagenii, 1785 nucleotides. RefSeq names its product sulfatase family protein. Gene Ontology annotation, molecular function: N-acetylglucosamine-6-sulfatase activity; glycosaminoglycan binding; arylsulfatase activity. Gene Ontology annotation, biological process: phenol-containing compound metabolic process. The transcript is spliced from 5 exons. The record is from RefSeq and is a predicted model, not a curated record. Bases 1 to 1785 code for a protein of 594 amino acids. NCBI's taxonomy places the organism in Eukaryota, Fungi, Ascomycota, Eurotiomycetes, Eurotiales, Aspergillaceae.
AUGAAGCUGCUCGCCCCCAUUGCCGGGCUCAUCGUGGCCGCCGAGGGCGCCGCCAUCGGAAGUGCGAUGGAUAUGCAAAAUGUCCUUCAGUCGGUACUCAGCAUUGCGCAAUCACAACCAUUGAAAUCCUCAAAACCUCCGAAUUUCCUGUUUGUGAUCACCGACGACCAAGAUCUGCAACUCGACUCCCUAUCCUACACACCCCACAUUCUGAAGCACAUGCGCGACAAGGGUACAUUUUUUAAGAAUCACUUUGUGACCACUGCAUUGUGCUGCCCUUCGCGAGUCAGCUUGUGGACUGGACGACAGGCACACAAUACCAACGUGACAGAUGUCAACCCGCCUUAUGGCGGAUAUCCCAAGUUUGUGGAUCGCGGCUUCAAUGAUAAUUUCUUGCCCGUUUGGCUGCAAGAGGCCGGUUACGAUACUUACUAUACGGGGAAAAUGUUCAACUCUCAUACAGUCGAAAACUACCACAGCCCGCACAUCAACGGAUUCAAUGGCUCCGACUUCCUACUCGAUCCUUUCACCUACUCCUACCUUAAUUCCACCUAUCAGCGCAAUCACGAUGCACCCGUAAGCUAUGAGGGACAGCACACGACUGAUGUUAUUACGGAUAAGGCACUCGGAUUCCUAGAUGAUGCUCUGGAAGGAGAUCGACCUUUCUUUGUGACAGUCGCUCCGAUCGCUCCUCACUCAAAUUUGAAUCCCGCCGCACUGGAUCGGCCCGAGACCAUUGUCAUGGGGGCUCCGAUCCCAUUGGAGAGACAUCAGCAUCUAUUCCCGGAUGUGAAGGUGCCCCGGACUGAGAAUUUCAACCCAGACGAGCCUAGCGGAGUCAGUUGGGUUCGGAAUUUAGCCCAGCAGAAUCAAACGGUGGUUGAUUACGGGGACCACUAUUAUCGCAAGCGCUUGCAGGCACUGCAGGGAGUUGACGAAUUAGUGGAUUCACUCGUUACUCGUUUGGAAGAGAGCGACCAGUUGGACAACACCUACAUCAUCUACACCUCCGACAACGGAUUCCAUAUCGGACAGCACCGUUUGCCACCGGGCAAGACCUGCGGCUUUGAGGAGGAUAUCCGCGUGCCUCUCUUCAUUCGUGGCCCUGGAAUUCCGGAGGGAUAUGUGCAAGAUUCGGUCACCACCCACAUUGACCUCGCGCCGACAAUUUUCAGUCUCGCUGGUAUUCCCCACCGCGAGGACUUUGAUGGAACCGCUAUUCCUCUGACUCCUGACUUUGCGGGGCCCCGACAUGAACAUGUCACUGUUGAGUUCUGGGGUCGAACUGUUUUCGAAGGCGACUUUAGUCAUAUAGGAAUUGCCGGCACCGUCUUCCAGCACAAUAACACAUACAAGUCAGUUCGUCUGUUGGGUGAGGGCUAUAAUUUGUACUACUCUGUGUGGUGUACCAACGAGCACGAGCUUUAUGAUCUCUCUACGGACCCCUAUCAGCUACACAACCUAUACCCUACCGGCCCUGCUGUCGGCGACGAACCUCGAAUUCUAGGCCGAACCCUCUCCCAGGCCAUCAGCCGACUCGAUGCUCUUUUGCUCGUUCUCAAGUCGUGCCAGGGAUCUACCUGCAUCGAGCCCUGGAAGGUGCUACAUCCCCAACACUCUAUUCGCACUAUGCGAGAUGCUCUGGAUGAACGGUAUGACCUGUUUUAUGAGGCACAGCCUCGGGUCUCGUUCGAUUGGUGUGAUUUGGGAUAUGUCAUUGAGGCAGAAGGGCCUCAAGCUCCAUUGACCACCCGAAAUGGUCUUCCUUGGGAUGCUUGGGUGUAA